Messenger RNA from Trichoderma harzianum CBS 226.95, 1281 nucleotides. RefSeq lists its product as hypothetical. The transcript has 2 exons. Lineage: Eukaryota; Fungi; Ascomycota; Sordariomycetes; Hypocreales; Hypocreaceae. The coding region runs from base 1 to 1281 and encodes 426 amino acids. The record is from RefSeq and is a predicted model, not a curated record.
AUGUAUCUCCCCCCUGAACUCCGCCUCAUGAUCAUGGAAAAGGUCGCCCACCAAAAAUUUCCAGGCUGGGAAUCCUGUGCCACGAUCAACAGAGAAUGGCAAGACGUGAUUGAAAAAGAAAACUACAAGAAGCUGAAGCUGGAAGUCUCCGAUCUCGACGAAUUGAACGUCAUGGUCCCACGCCACAAAAGACACUUGGUCAAGCACAUCUUCUUCGAGAUCGACCUCCCCAGAGACCAAUCCGCCUGCUGUGCGAGAUGGAACCCUCCACCAUCCAACAUCAGUAAAAUCGUCAAGGAGGCCAUCAUGAAGCUCUUUACCACCCUCAGCACCUGGGACAAGGGCAGCUUGACGCUGGAACUCAACGUCCUCUCACCCAGCGACUCCGAGCACUGGUUCCAGCCGCUGUACUUUUCCGACGACCGCACCGAGGGAGACGGUAAAAUGGUCACCGACCUUAACCAUGGCUGGGUCAACGGCAAGCAAGUCAGGUAUGCGCCGGAGGAGGCCGUGCGUCGAAUGUUUCGGCCUAUCAAGCUGGACACGAGCUUCGAGCGCGAGCCGCUUCCCAAGGUUGUCUGCGCGACGAAGUUUCUUUCCAAAUGUGUCACCAGCCUGGUAGUAUUCCAAGACUCCCGCAAAUUCUACAAAGUCUUCCAGCAACGGCAGCAGAACGGGGGUCCCACGCCCCCUACCAUCAACUCCGUCGCCAUUGGAGACGCCCUGGGCGACACCUUCGCCAGGAAGAGCCUCGGCCUGAAGCACCUCGCCGUUUCAUUCAUGGUCGACGCCAAGGAUGUCCUCCGCCACUGCAAGCCGGCCUAUACGUGGCCGCAGCUCAAGACCGUGGCGCUCACCUCGCAGCUCCUGAAAGAGGACGCGAACCUGAACCCGGACAGCCAAGGCAGGAUCAAGGACUUGCUAUGCAGGGCUGCGGCUAUAGCGAAGCGCAUGCCGGAGCUGGACACGUUUGUGCUCUGGAACGGCGCAAAGGGCGAUGCCUGCGCCUUCAUCUAUCGCGUCAAGGGGAGCAAAGCGUCCAUUACCUGGCGCGGGACGUGGGAUCUGGAGAUGAGCCCCAAGGUGGUUGAGACGUGGAAUUCCGUGGCCCUGACACGAUCCUGGCGGGAGAUUGAGAUAUACCAGGAGCGGAUUGGGAGCGAGGUGAACUGCGUUGGCGAUGCCAUCCGCCACUUGAAACUCCCCUGCCGGGUUGUUGAGCCAGCGUCUCUGUGGCAGAUGCGCAGGGAGGGAAACUUGGUCCCGUACGGCACCAAAUGA